AUGGUGAGAUUUCAAAUUAUGGUGUUGGCAAUUCUUCUGCAAUCAUUCCUCUUCACAGGAUAUGCCUUCACCACUAAUCGGAAAAUUAUAGUGGGCCAGCUCCCCAAGGGGGUGCCCAUUCCGCCGUCAGCCCCCUCCAACAGAACCAGCUGGUAUCCGCCGCCUCCGCCACACCGCCGCACCGAAGAAUCGAAGAUUGUGAUCGGCCAGCUUCCAAAGGGGGUGCCCAUUCCGCCGUCGGGCCCCUCCAAUAGGACCAGCUGGUAUCCGCCGCCUCCACCACAAGCCACCGAAGAGUCUAAGAUUGUGAUCGGCCAACUUCCAAAGGGGGUGCCGAUUCCGCCGUCUGGCCCUUCGAACAGGACCAGCUGGUAUCCGCCACCUCCGCCACACCGCCGCCCUGAAGAGUCCAAGAUUGUAAUCGGCGAGCUUCCAAAGGGGCCGAUUCCGCCGUCCGGCCCCUCCAAUAACCAGUGA
This is a messenger RNA of Salvia miltiorrhiza (redroot sage), 477 nucleotides long. RefSeq lists its product as uncharacterized. The record is from RefSeq and is a predicted model, not a curated record. The coding region runs from base 1 to 477 and encodes 158 amino acids. Gene Ontology annotation, biological process: floral organ abscission. Lineage: Eukaryota; Viridiplantae; Streptophyta; Magnoliopsida; Lamiales; Lamiaceae. The transcript has a single exon.